Messenger RNA from Aspergillus chevalieri, 1164 nucleotides. RefSeq lists its product as uncharacterized. The record is from RefSeq and is a predicted model, not a curated record. The coding region runs from base 1 to 1164 and encodes 387 amino acids. Gene Ontology annotation, molecular function: zinc ion binding; DNA-binding transcription activator activity, RNA polymerase II-specific. The transcript is spliced from 2 exons. Gene Ontology annotation, biological process: regulation of transcription by RNA polymerase II. Lineage: Eukaryota; Fungi; Ascomycota; Eurotiomycetes; Eurotiales; Aspergillaceae.
AUGCCACGCAGAGCACAUAAAAAAUCCAGAAAUGGCUGUGUGGAAUGUAAACGGCGGCACGUCAAGUGCGAUGAGCGGCGGCCGACAUGCGUCAAUUGCUCGAUUUCGGAACGGCACUGCGAAUAUCUGGCAGAACCAACUCCCGCGGCUACAAGAGCUCAGACUGAAGCCAGCCUUACAGCUCGCUCGUCACCAGCCGUAGCGUCAUCAGCAGGAAGUGUCCCUGCUUCGACGCGGGAAGAAGACUUCCCUUCGGCUAAUAUGUUGCAUUUUGAACUCCUCUACCAUCUGUCAACAGAAACUAUUCCAUCAGUGGAGCUGAAUUCUGAGCAAAUUAAGAUUCCUGUCAGCGAGCUCUUCCGAGUUUGCGUGUCCGCUCCUUAUGCGAUGAAUGAGGCCUUGGCACUCGCUGCGUUGCACUUGGCUGCCGUUUCCUCCCCGGACAAGAAAGAUUUCUACAGGACUCAUGCAGGAUACCUGCAGACAAAAGCUCUCUCCAUGUUUAAUGCCAUGAAGCCGGAAGUGAAUGCUGAGACUAGUGGCGCAAUAUUUCUCUUCUCAGUAAUGCUGGGGAAUCAUCUGUUGUCUGAUGCACUUGUUUUCCGUGAUACUGAUUUUAACAAUUUCAUGGAAAAACUGUCCCAGUCCAUUCAUUUGUUUCGGGGAGUCCGCGUUGUCGCCGGUCUGUCAUUUCAUAUACUUGCGGAGACCCCAUUGAGCCCAAUGCUUCGAUAUAACAAGAUGCCAUCCGAUCGUGAUGGAUUUCUCGGACCGGAAUGUCAAAGACUACUGGACCUCGUUACAUCGGCACGGCUGGGGCAAUCGAUCACAGACUGUUACAAGGAUGCGAUUGAGAAUCUCCAGCUUGCAAGCAACUCAGCGAACUCCGACCCGGGAUUCAUGAGCAAAUCCCCGAUAGCCGCAUGGCCAGUGCGUGUGUCUGACGAGUAUUUUGACGCUUUGAAAGCGCGGCGUCCCGAAGCGUUGAUUAUCUUCGCUCAUUAUGCUGUGUUGCUACAUAGCAUCCGUGACUCGUGGCUUUUUUGCGAUUCUGGACUGUUUCUGAUAGAAUCCAUCAAUGCAUUUCUUGGUCCUGGAUGGGAGGAGUGGAUGGCCUUUCCGAAUAGCGUUCUCGAUACGGGUUCUGCACACUUUUCCAGGUGA